GAUUAGGUGAGCGUUAUGGGUUGCCAUCUCACACACCCUCUCCUAUAUAUUGUAGCAUUUUCCUGGCAUAGUCUCUAAGAUCAUCCAUCCAUCUUCUCAUAAGCUUUACUUAAUUAGCAAAUCCAAAUAUGGCACUUUCUUCUUCAUCAUCUUCAACAUCCAUAUUUGCUUUAGCUUUGUUCACUCUUUUGCUUAUAGGAAGUUCUUCAGCUCAACUCUCUGAGAACUUCUAUGAUAGUAAAUGUCCCAAGGUUUUCUAUGCCGUAAAAUCCGUUCUUCAAUCUGCUUUGGCUAAAGAACCUCGCCAGGGAGCAUCUAUCGUUCGCCUCUUCUUUCAUGACUGCUUUGUCAAUGGUUGUGAUGGAUCAGUACUACUUGAUGGCCCUUCCUCAGAGAAGACUGCACCUCCCAACAAUAACUCUUUGAGAGGUUAUGAAGUCAUUGAUGCCAUCAAGUCUAAGGUCGAGACAGUAUGCCCCGGAGUGGUGUCAUGUGCUGAUAUUGUAACCAUUGCUGCUCGUGACUCUGUUGCAAUCCUUGGAGGGCCAUAUUGGAAGGUUAAACUUGGUAGAAGGGAUUCCACGACUGGAUUUUUCAACCUUGCUAGCAGUGGUGUGCUCCCAGGACCUGGUUCUUCCCUCAGCGACCUUAUCAAAAGAUUUGAUGAUCAAGGGCUCUCUACCAAGGACAUGGUUGCAUUAUCUGGAGCACACACAAUUGGAAAGGCAAGAUGUGCAAGUUAUAGAGGUCGCAUAUACAAUGAAAACAACAUUGACAGUUUAUUUGCCAAGGCAAGGCAAAAGAACUGUCCAAAAGGUAGCAAUGGAACACCAAAGGACAACAAUGUAGCACCACUAGACUUCAAAACUCCUAACCAUUUUGACAACGAGUACUUCAAGAACCUCAUCAACAAAAAGGGUCUCCUUCAUUCUGAUCAAGAGCUCUUCAAUGGAGGAUCCACAGAUUCACUAGUGAGAGCUUACAGCAACAAUCAAAAGGCCUUUGAGGCUGACUUUGUCACUGCAAUGAUUAAGAUGGGAAACAUCAAACCCUUAACUGGGUCAAAUGGGCAGAUAAGGAAGCAAUGUAGGAGGCCCAAUUAGAAGAGACACAACAAAUAAAUUAUAUGAAUUGUGUGUUUGUGUGUUACAUAUACACCCUAAAAGUGGGGUAGUUCUUUUGUGAGUUGAUCUGUUAAGGUGUUUUCUUGUUCCUUCAAAAUUUGUAUUGUUAAGUUCAAUUUCAAUUUUACUAGAGUUAUUGUAAGGAAUUAAUUGUAAAGCAUGUUUUUCUUACAUGUAAUGUCAUUUUAAGGAUGUGUUGUUACGGUUACAACAAUUGUAACUGUUGCAAAAAACGUGAUAUAAUGAAAGUGGAAUAUUGUUUUCUUUUUAUAA
Molecule: messenger RNA, 1397 nt
Organism: Glycine soja
Lineage: Eukaryota; Viridiplantae; Streptophyta; Magnoliopsida; Fabales; Fabaceae
Product: peroxidase 4-like
Exons: 4
Coding region: 129-1103 (324 amino acids)
Biological process (GO): hydrogen peroxide catabolic process; response to oxidative stress
Molecular function (GO): peroxidase activity; heme binding
Source: RefSeq, a predicted model, not a curated record